CCUGCCUUCUGAACGGCCCAGAAAAUAGAGAAAAGGAGGGAGAAGUGCUCUGCACUGGUGCAAUGAGAUCCAACUUCAGAAUCAAAUAGGCCAGAGUUUGGGGCUCUGCUCUUACCAGUUCCAUGACCUAGGAGACAUGUGUUCACCUCUCCAGGCCUCAGUUUCCCCAUCUGAUGGGGAUAUCAAUAUCUCCCAUUUGUAUAGAGGGCAAUCUAGCAAUUUAAAAUGUGGGUGCUGGCGUUAGAACAGCCUGGUUCACGGUCCAGUUCUUCCCUGCCGUUUGCUAACCACAUGGCCUAGGAAUGUUCUCAGCUGUCCGGAUGAAUUAUAACCAACACUGAGAGAGAGUGUCCUGUGUGCCAGGUCCUAUUCCAAAGAGCAUGCUUAUCUCCUUUAAUCCCCACCACACUAUUCUUGCUCCUGUUUUACAAAUGAGGCUCGGAGGGAUAUGGUGAUUUUCCCAAGUCACACCAUAUGUAGCAGAGCCAGGAUGCAAACCUUCUCCUACAGUGCCUCUAACAGCUAUGGAAUACAGCACUUUCAUCCUGAAUAGAAACCACAUACUUGCUUUGCAAACAGGACUUCGGGGCCAGUCUCCAAAUUCCCCCUCAAAUUUCCUCUAGGCAAGAGUUCUGGAGCCACCACUGCACUCCAGCCGACCUUGGCUUCUGAGCUUUGGAUUCUGGGCGGUAAUGGUCACGGUCCCAGUGUCCUGGAAAAGCUUGCCCUUGGCUUCUGGCCCUGACUCUGCCUCCCACUGACUAGUGGACGUCACUCCCCCUUUCUGGGCCUGGCAACACCAUCCUGUUCAAUGAGGCUGCGGCUGGAUCAGAGGCCCCCAGGCCCGAAACCUUCCAGGGCUGGGCUCAGCUCCCUACCCCAUCCCCCAGGUAUGCCAGGAGGCCUGGGCGGGACCUGCUUGGGGUUAAAUACUCCAGCCCAGCACUCCCCAGGCCGCUAGUCCCAGUCUUCGCAGCAGGCAGUUUGACUAAGAUCAAUCAUGACGACUUACAGUGACAAAGGGGCAAAGCCUGAGAGAGGCCGAUUCCUCCACUUCCACUCUGUGACCUUCUGGGUUGGCAACGCCAAGCAGGCCGCGUCAUUCUACUGCAGCAAGAUGGGCUUUGAACCUCUAGCCUACAGGGGCCUGGAGACCGGUUCCCGGGAGGUGGUCAGCCAUGUAAUCAAACAAGGGAAGAUUGUGUUUGUCCUCUCCUCAGCACUCAACCCCUGGAACAAAGAGAUGGGGGAUCACCUGGUGAAACACGGCGAUGGCGUGAAGGACAUCGCGUUUGAGGUGGAAGAUUGUGACUACAUCGUGCAGAAAGCACGGGAACGGGGCGCCAAAAUCGUGCGGGAGCCCUGGGUAGAGCAAGACAAGUUUGGGAAGGUGAAGUUUGCUGUGCUGCAGACGUAUGGGGACACCACACACACCCUGGUGGAGAAGAUGAACUACACCGGCCAAUUCUUGCCUGGAUAUGAGGCCCCAGUGUUCAUGGACCCCCUACUUCCUAAACUGCCCAAAUGCAGUCUCGAGAUUAUCGACCACAUUGUGGGAAACCAGCCUGAUCAGGAGAUGGUGUCUGCCUCCGAAUGGUACCUGAAAAACCUGCAGUUCCACCGCUUCUGGUCUGUGGAUGACACGCAGGUGCACACAGAAUAUAGCUCUCUGCGAUCCAUUGUGGUGGCCAACUAUGAAGAGUCCAUCAAGAUGCCCAUCAAUGAGCCAGCGCCUGGCAAGAAGAAGUCCCAGAUCCAGGAAUAUGUGGACUACAACGGGGGCGCUGGGGUCCAGCACAUCGCCCUCAACACCCAAGACAUCAUCACAGCGAUUCGCCACUUGAGAGAGAGAGGCAUGGAGUUCUUAUCUGUUCCCUCCACGUACUACAAACAACUGCGGGAGAAGCUGAAGACGGCCAAGAUCAAGGUGAAGGAGAACAUUGAUGUCCUGGAGGAGCUGAAAAUCCGGUGACUACGACGAGAAAAAGGCUACCUGCUGCACAUCUUCACCAAACCGUUGCAAGGACCGGCCGCACCGCUCUUCCUGGAGUGCAUCCAGCGCCACAACCACCAGGCAGUAGUGCCUCAUGGCACCAGUGAAGCAGGGCGCGCCAGCGCAGCGGGACCGAGAGCGCGCGGUGCCAGCUUUUUGCAAGGCAGGGAUCUGCGCUGA
Cercocebus atys (sooty mangabey) is the source of this 2173-nucleotide messenger RNA. RefSeq names its product 4-hydroxyphenylpyruvate dioxygenase (gene HPD). Lineage: Eukaryota; Metazoa; Chordata; Mammalia; Primates; Cercopithecidae. Gene Ontology annotation, cellular component: Golgi membrane; endoplasmic reticulum membrane. The record is from RefSeq and is a predicted model, not a curated record. Gene Ontology annotation, molecular function: 4-hydroxyphenylpyruvate dioxygenase activity. Gene Ontology annotation, biological process: L-tyrosine catabolic process.